Molecule: messenger RNA, 827 nt
Organism: Cottoperca gobio
Lineage: Eukaryota; Metazoa; Chordata; Actinopteri; Perciformes; Bovichtidae
Product: sperm acrosome membrane-associated protein 4-like
Exons: 3
Coding region: 76-474 (132 amino acids)
Biological process (GO): sperm-egg recognition
Cellular component (GO): membrane
Source: RefSeq, a predicted model, not a curated record
CACCAUAGCAUCCAAACACCCGAGUGGAAGGAUUUUCUUUUUGUCUUCGAGCGGGAACCAAACAAACUCAUCAAGAUGGCAAGGCUCGUACUUGGAAUCAUUGCAGUUGUUGCAUCUUUCAUGCUGGCGGAUUCCCUGAUCUGUAACAAAUGCUCCUAUGGUCUGGUGGGCUUCUGCCUUAGCAACUCUGAAAUUAACUGUACGACCAACACCAGCAGAUGCUUUACUGGAAAAGUUUCCUUCACAUCACUGAGCAGUAUAGGCUUCAACACCCAGGGGUGCAUCGAGUCCACUGGCUGCACCGACACCACCAACUCCACCCUGAUAGGACUCUCAUACCAGUCCACAAUCACCUGUUGCUCAACAGACAAGUGCAACCCCACCACGGUCAGCGGCGCCCCAUCCAAUAAGAUGACCUUCACCGCCGCCAUUGGUGUCGCCGUCCUGGCCUCCAUGUUGGGAAGCAUCUUGUAGUAUGAUGCAAAGCCAGAAAAACAGCUGCAGCCAGCUACUCGUGAAAUCCAUAUGUAUUACGAUAAAUCACACCAAGCGGGGUUUUUACAUGACCCAAAUCUUUCUCUAAAAUAAACUCUUUGGAUAAGACUGUGACAGUCUGUAUGCUCAUAUUCUGUGAUAUAAAACCCAAAAACUAAGGCAUCCACAUCAUGGAAGUUUAUCAAUGGGAUGUUUCAAGGAAACAUUGAGCUCGUAAAUCUUUAAAGAUGUUGUUAUGUUUUCUUUAUUAGUUUUAUUUAAUCAUCUUUUUAACUACUUUGUGUCUUACUGGACAUUGAUAUGAAAAUAAAGAAAAUGAUCUGUUUGCUCUA